AUGCAUACCGAAGUGCGAAACACGAUAUUCUUAGCCUUCGCUGUGUUUGGCUAUGUCGCACUUUGGAGGUUCGCAGGCCAGAACGGUACGUUUGGGAUGAUGAGAGAGUGGUCAUCACAAAACCGUCUACCAGGAACCGGCGAGACGUACGCCACAGAAUUUACGCGAUGGCGCGGGCUCGACGAAUUCAUACGAAGCUUGCUCACAAUAUUCUGGCCAAUGGUCAACGGCACUCAACCGGGCUCUUCGUUAAUGUGCUUCUACUUUGCUGGUCAAGGUAUUGCCGCAUGGAUUCUGACAGCACUUGAAGGACAGCGCCACUCAAACAAGGGAAAUUGGAGAGUGAUCUCUUUCACUACAGCUUAUGGCUUGUUAUUCCAAGGCCUAGGUAUCGGAAUCAUUGGCCCAAUCUUUCUCCUUUUUGCACCUCUCGGAGACAAAUGGACGAGCUCUGUCUUCGUGCACUACAGGACUGAUGUAGAUGCCAUCAUUCCUGCCACAAUUGGUGGUAUCAUUGUUCCAACAGUCCUGAUGUCGCUUCAUGAACCAACUGUUAUCUCUCUGGAACAGAAAGUUGAUCUCAUCCGCCUAUGGCAAUUCUUCCCACUGCUGUUUCGCCUGGGUCAGCGCGUCUGGACAGGCUUCAUCUCGGUUUGGCUUUCAUCUUACGAAGAUGAACUUGCAGAAAAGGACCCCCAGGUGCAGCGUAGAGCUUUCCGCCGAGUGUACACUUUCGGCCUUUGCUGUGCUGCUGUUCCUCAUGUCGGUACCAUCGCAAUAUCAAUGAUGAGUCUUUUCUUCCCUAGCUUCUUCGCAGGAAACCUUGCGACUGAGUUUCAUCCCUGGAAUCUCUUUGUCCCAGUAUCACCUCUCUCAGGGGCCCAGGCGAGAACAGUUGGAGAAGGCGCUCACUGGUUCUUGCAAUGGGACAUGAUACUCAUGUUCUGUACCUACCUGGCGUGGGCGUACUUUGCAGAUAUCAAAGUAAAGUACCCUGAUUCGGGGGUCGUUUCGCCUCAACUUUUCCUUCGACUGCUGGGUUGGUCUCUGCUGUUCGGUCCUAUGGGUGCUGCUUUGCUUGCAAUGUGGGAGAGGGACGAUGUCGUAUUCGAUGCGGAAGAACAAAAGAUCGAGCCCCGAAAGGGCAUGGCUGCUAACAUCGCCUCGUUCUCGAAGACGGAGUACAAGGGCGAUUAA
Aureobasidium pullulans EXF-150 is the source of this 1197-nucleotide messenger RNA. RefSeq lists its product as uncharacterized. NCBI's taxonomy places the organism in Eukaryota, Fungi, Ascomycota, Dothideomycetes, Dothideales, Saccotheciaceae. Bases 1 to 1197 code for a protein of 398 amino acids. The record is from RefSeq and is a predicted model, not a curated record. The transcript has a single exon.